UCGGUGUGCGACCUGUGGGUGCGACAGGAGCGAGCGCUGUCCGCUGCCAGGGGACAGCGGCUUGGAGGGGUGGAGGGGACAGUGGCCCUUUUGCAGGGACUCCUCCACCCCCACCGCUCCUUUGGCCCUUCCCCUCCCCCUAAGCAGAGUUCCUGCCUGGGCAUUCCUCCUGGGCCCGCUCGCCCGGCCUUCCCUUCUGGAAACAUUCCUGAGGCUUUCGCCAUUUCCUGCUGCUUGCCUCCUCCUCCUCCCUGCUGGGCUGGGAAGCCACCAGCCGCUUCACCCCCACACCCGGCCACCCGGACUCCCGGGAGGCGGGCUCCUUUUUUCCUAUGCAAAUUUAAAAAAGCCCUACUUCCUCCUUCUUUUCUUCCGAACGCCCACACCUGUCGCUCGUUCCCGGCCUCUGGAUUCCGCGGCCUCCCGCGGCUGGAGGACGUCUUGGCAGGUGUGGGGGGUGUGAGGCUGUGGCGAAGCCUUUCCUCAUUCUCUCGGACGUGGAGUGAUAGAAUUGUGCUCGGGAGUGACCAAGCUGUCCUCGAUUGAGGACUAGGGCAGGUGAAAGAGUUCAGUGGUGGCAUUAUUGAUCAUUAUAAUCAUAUCAUUUGCACCCUUAUCUUAAGUAAAUUUGAGAGUGGGUGAUUCCAAGGUGAACGUGGGGGUUCUGCGUAUCUUUUGCUACUUGUUUGCUGACCCCCACCCCCCAUCUUCCUCCGUGGCCCCCUCAAGCAGAGCUGUGGCAGGAAGCUGUGGGUGGGAGGGAUGGGCUUGGGGCUGUUCCCUGCGUCCAGCCUCAGCCCAUCCCUGGCGCCCCUGGGCACAGAUUUGCCAUCUGCCCCCUCUGUCCCUUUGUGGCCCGUAACCCCCGCUUCUGUUGGAGGGAGGACUGUUUCACUCUCCCACGUCCUCCAGGCACAUUCUGCCCCUGGCGGACACCCGCACCUUCCCUGGUCCCUGCAAGAGAGUGCGUUCAGGGAGCUGACCUUAGUGUCAGUGUCUCGCCACCCACCCACCCGUGACAGCUUGCUUUGCUAACUAGGCCCGUGGAAGGUGGGGGGCAGACACAAGAGUGCUGGCCGCUACUCCUCGGCAUGGUGGGUGCCACGGAGAGAACGAGGCUCCGUCGGCUUGUCCUCUGUUCCACCUCCUGCCAGGUGGCUCCCUGAGGCACCACCCAGGUUGGACUUCGUUCCCCUUACAACACAGGCUUUGCUCUGCCUCCUGGCCCCUCUGCGUCCACUGGGGCCACUACCAACCUUUCCCCAUUUCUUUACCUCCUGUCCACAGCUGUUGUAGCAGAGGGUGCUAAUGGCCCAGGCUCCCUAGGGCCACCACCCCACUGUGCCAUCGCGGUGGGGGUAGCCUGGCCCGGGCUGCGGGAGGGGGGACUUUGAGUGUUCAACCAGGACAGGAAGGGAAGUGCUGAGCUCAGGGAUCCCCUCCCUUUUCCACCCCCAGCUGCCUCUGUUUCCUCUCUCAUUCCCCCCUACUCUCCCGUGGCUUCCUGCUCCCUUUGGCCUGCCCAUGUCCUGUUUGGAUUGAUCCAGACCUAUCCUUAUUUCCCUCCUUUCCUUCUCAUUCCUACAUGCUUCCCUCCCACCCCCACUUUGCUCCCCUCCCCGAUUACUGGUGGUUGUCUGGGGGCAGGGUGGGGACACGCAUAGCUCUGUCCCUGCCGAGUCCGGGGCUGUGGCAGUGGUGGGGGUUCAGCCCCUUAGAGCCUGUGAGUCAGCACUGUCCUCGGGAUUGGGCUCUCGGCUUAGCUCCCCGCCCCUGGGGAGGAGCCAGGCAGCUCUGGGUCCAGCCUGUUCUCUUCUCCGCCGGAGAAGAGGCUCCACGCUGGGCGGGGAUGGGGCCUGAAACUCUCUGGGUCUGAGCGGGGGUGGGCGCUGGUGCCACUUACCCUCUCCCUUCCCAGGAUCCUUGAGAUCCCUGGGCCAGAGAGGUCCGGUCAGGCUAAGGGCCUGGGGAUGCCCCCUGCCUGGCCCCCUUGCCCUGACUGGCAGGGGGGCCAGGCUGGGCAGCAGCCUCCCUCUCACUCCAGCCAUGGAUCUCCUGCCCCCCAAGCCCAAGUACAAUCCGCUUCGGAAUGAGUCUCUGUCAUCGCUGGAGGAGGGGGCUUCGGGGUCCACCCCGCCGGAGGAGCCGCCUUCCCCCUCGGCCUCGUCCCUGGGGCCUAUUCUGCCCCCUCUGCCUGGGGACGAGAGUCCCACCACCCUGUGCUCCUUCUUCCCCCGGAUGAGCAACCUGAAGCUGGCCAACCCAGCUGGGGGGCGCCCGGGGCCAAAGGGGGAGCCAGGGAGGGUGGCUGAGGAUGGGGAGGGGAUCGUGGGGGCGGCCGCGCCAGACUCAGGCCCCCUGCCCCUCCUCCAGGACAUGAACAAGCUGAGUGGAGGCGGCGGGCGCAGGACUCGGGUGGAAGGGGGCCAGCUGGGGGGCGAGGAGUGGACCCGCCACGGGAGCUUUGUCAAUAAGCCCACGCGGGGCUGGCUGCAUCCCAACGACAAAGUCAUGGGACCCGGGGUUUCCUACUUGGUUCGGUACAUGGGCUGUGUGGAGGUCCUGCAGUCGAUGCGCGCCCUGGACUUCAACACCCGCACCCAGGUCACCAGGGAGGCCAUCAGUCUGGUGUGUGAGGCUGUGCCCGGUGCGAAGGGCGCAACAAGGAGGAGAAAGCCCUGUGGCCGCCCACUCAGCUCCAUCCUGGGGAGGAGUAACCUGAAGUUUGCAGGAAUGCCCAUCACUCUCACCGUCUCCACCAGCAGCCUCAACCUCAUGGCCGCAGAUUGCAAACAGAUCAUCGCCAACCACCACAUGCAGUCUAUCUCAUUUGCGUCCGGUGGGGACCCGGACACAGCUGAGUACGUCGCCUAUGUUGCCAAAGACCCGGUCAAUCAGAGAGCCUGCCACAUCCUGGAGUGUCCCGAAGGGCUUGCUCAGGACGUCAUCAGCACCAUCGGCCAGGCCUUCGAGCUGCGCUUCAAACAAUACCUCAGGAACCCGCCCAAGCUGGUCACCCCUCACGACAGGAUGGCUGGUUUUGAUGGCUCGGCUUGGGACGAGGAGGAGGAAGAGCCACCUGACCACCAGUACUAUAAUGACUUCCCGGGGAAGGAGCCGCCUCUCGGGGGAGUGGUGGACAUGAGGCUUCGGGAAGGAGCUCCCCCCGGGGCUGCUCGACCCGCUCCACCCGGGGCGCAGACCCCCAGCCACCUGGGAGCGACGCUGCCUGUGGGGCAGCCUGUUGGGGGAGACCCAGAAAUUCGCAAACAGAUGCCACCUCCACCGCCCUGCCCAGCCUCUCUCUCCUCAGCAGGUAGGGAGCUCUUCGACGAUCCUUCCUACGUCAACGUCCAGAACCUAGACAAGGCCCGGCAAGCAGGGGGUGGGGCCGGGCCCCCCAAUCCUGCCGUCAAUGGCAGCGCGCCCCGAGACCUCUUUGACAUGAAGCCCUUCGAGGAUGCCCUUCGCGUGCCUCCACCUCCCCAGUCAGUGGCCAUGGCCGAGCAGCUGCGAGGGGAGCCCUGGUUCCACGGGAAGCUGAGCCGGCGGGAGGCCGAGGCCCUGCUGCAGCUCAACGGCGACUUCCUGGUGCGGGAAAGCACGACCACGCCGGGCCAGUACGUGCUCACCGGCCUGCAGAGUGGGCAGCCCAAGCACCUGCUCCUGGUGGACCCGGAGGGCGUGGUUCGGACAAAGGAUCACCGCUUUGAGAGCGUCAGCCACCUCAUCAGCUACCAUGUGGACAAUCACUUGCCCAUCAUCUCUGCGGGCAGUGAACUAUGUCUCCAGCAGCCUGUGGAGCGGAAGCUGUGAUCCAGCAAAGUGCUUUCUCCCCGAAGGGGCCCUCUCACCCCUUCCACCCUGUUCCUUGAUUCUCAGGACUUCACUUGGGAGUGUUUUGUGGGCUGGGCCUUGUGUUGGAGCUGGGAGUAGUGUGGACACGGUUCAGCAUCGGCUGAAUGAGAGGUUUUGUCGGAAGCCUGGGGUAGAAUCCCGCUUCUCCCCGAACCUUACCAAAGUAUUAAUGUACAGAGUAGCCCCUUCCCUGGGCCUCUCCUGUGCCAAUCUGAUACCCCCUUCCCCAAGAAGGUGGGUGCUUGAGGCCUGGGCAGCGUGCCUCCUUGAAAUGAGAAAAGGCUAAUGGGGCAAUCACCUUUCUAGGGAAGGGGGAACAAAUCACACCUUUGGUCUACCCUUGGGCUCAGAUCCCUCUCAACAACUCUCCCUCCCAGUGGUUAAACUUUGUGCCUUUGACCAUCUCCUAGGUCUGAAGAGAUUUUAUGCAGAGAGUUCUUGAGCCCCUGAGGUCGAGGAUGGGAGUGCUGACAUCUUGGCUUCGGGGACCCUGUCCUCUCCUUGCUCAGCACCCACUCCACCUCCACCCCAGUGUAGGUUGGGAGAGCAGAAGCAGGAAUGGCAGCUGGCCCCUGUCCCUGGGGAAAAUGCAACCCUUAGAGAUUGCCUCAGAGCCCCCCUCUCCCUGGCCAGUGGGGAGAUGGACCCCUCCCUUGCUCAGUGCCUCCUGGCCAGGGGGGGGCCCCUCACCCAAGGGGUCUGUAUAUACAUUUUGUAAGUCCCUCCCCCACCUCCCAAUUUGCAUGCAUGUUAUACUCUACAGCCAAAGCGUUGCCCUCGGUCCUGCAGCCUCUUCCCUGCCUCUUGCUGGGGCGGGGGCGGGGGUGGGGGUGGGGGGUGUGACAGGAUUCAGGCCUCCUGAACUGGUAACUGCGGGUUUGUGGAGGCAGGAACGAGGGCAAUGAGACUAAAGCAGUAGACAAUCCCCAAAUACCAUCUGUAGAUUUGGAACUACACCUACUUUGAUUUUUAUACGCGUAUAUUUUCUGGCUGUGGAUUUACUUUCCUUGUUUGUUUUCUCUGGCUUAUCUGGAGCACAGAAUGAUGAUAGUCAAUGACAUGUACACAUCACCUCUUUGCCUUUUCGAAGCCCUUUUAUAAGGACUAGCAUUUCCCUCCUCCUGGCCUGGGCACGAUCUUUUCCGCCAGAGACUGCGGCCUUGGAAGUGGAUCGCGCGCCGGGACUAGGAAAGCCUGGGCCUCCCGGAGGCCAGGCGGCCUAGUGCACGACCUGAGCUUCUGAGCUUCUGUGUCAGGCUGACGCCCCCCGCCCCCCACCCCGGGAGCCAGCCCUGCUGCUGGGGGCUCCGCCUGCGGACUGGGAGUGGGGGAGUGUCUCCACGGUCUUCGUCCUCGCCUUUUUGUUUGGGUGUCUUCGCGGGUGUCACUUAUACCAAAGGGAAAUCCUCUUUAUUAAAGUCCCUGUUUCUUCUA
Messenger RNA from Acinonyx jubatus (cheetah), 5292 nucleotides. It is a transcript of the gene SHC1, whose product is annotated as SHC adaptor protein 1. The record is from RefSeq and is a predicted model, not a curated record. Gene Ontology annotation, cellular component: plasma membrane. NCBI's taxonomy places the organism in Eukaryota, Metazoa, Chordata, Mammalia, Carnivora, Felidae. Gene Ontology annotation, biological process: cell surface receptor protein tyrosine kinase signaling pathway; intracellular signal transduction. The transcript has 12 exons. The coding region runs from base 2047 to 3816 and encodes 589 amino acids. Gene Ontology annotation, molecular function: receptor tyrosine kinase binding.